Trichophyton rubrum CBS 118892 is the source of this 381-nucleotide messenger RNA. RefSeq lists its product as uncharacterized. NCBI's taxonomy places the organism in Eukaryota, Fungi, Ascomycota, Eurotiomycetes, Onygenales, Arthrodermataceae. The transcript has a single exon. The record is from RefSeq and is a predicted model, not a curated record. Bases 1 to 381 code for a protein of 126 amino acids.
AUGGUUUUUUUAUUCAGGUCGCAAGCCAAGAGAAGAAAAGAAAACAAAAUAUCGAACGGGAAAAGGGCAUGUACAAUGGAAGUUGAAAAAAAGGCGAUAGCCAAUAGGGUCCCCUACCUCAAUGGUCGACGGGGUGAUCAGAGUCCGAAAUUGGACGGCUUUCGCCCCCAUAGAUGCAGGUUAUACGAAAAAGAAUGUCGAAACGACCGUUAUCCGGCCCCAUUUCAGGGUAUACCAGAACUGGAUCGAUACUUUUUGCCUGACCAACUGUCCCAAUCGAGAACGUUGAGCAGGCAAAAGCAGAGAACCUGCAGGCGAAAACCCGACCCCAGUUGUUGGCCCCAAUCCCAAUCUAGUAAUUGCAGAGUUCUUCGGCAUUGA